AUGGCGGCCUCGAAGGUGAAGCAGGACAUGCCCCGGACAGGGGGCUACGCUCCGAUCGACUACAAGCGGAAUUUACCCCGUCGGGGACUGUCAGGCUACAGCAUGUUUGCCAUUGGCAUUGGGACCCUGCUCUUUGGGUAUUGGAGCAUGAUGAAGUGGAACCGAGAACGAAGGCGCCUGCUGAUCGAGGACCUGGAGACCCACAUUGCGCUGUUGCCGCUGUUACAGGCAGAGGCUGACAGGAGGGUCCUGCAGAUGCUUCGGGAGAACCUGGAGGAGGAGGCCAUCAUCAUGAAGGACGUGCCCGACUGGAAGGUGGGUGAGUCGAUGUACUAUACCACGCGCUGGGUGCAACCCGCAGUGGGUGAGCUCUAUGGACUGCGGCCGAAGGAGGAGCUUGCCAAUGCCUUGUACGGCUUCACAUGGUACACAUAG
Messenger RNA from Elephantulus edwardii (Cape elephant shrew), 435 nucleotides. RefSeq names its product NADH dehydrogenase [ubiquinone] 1 alpha subcomplex subunit 13-like. Bases 1 to 435 code for a protein of 144 amino acids. The transcript has a single exon. Lineage: Eukaryota; Metazoa; Chordata; Mammalia; Macroscelidea; Macroscelididae. The record is from RefSeq and is a predicted model, not a curated record.